AGCGGUGCGAUACGAGAACUAUCUUGUAGCCGCUGGUAACUACAUUCCUGAUCCUGCGGAUCGAAUGGUAAAGAGUCGACGUCGCCCUAAACACGUCAUUUCGGAUCCUUUCGAUCCACUAACGGUGCUUUUAUGUACCUCAAGCACCGAUCAUUGUUCUCGUCAAACCCGUCGCUUGCAACGAAGGGCUCGAUGAGUAAUUUAACCAACGGCGGAUCCAGGGGGUGGGUCAUGGGGUCAUGACCUCCCCUGAGCUAGUUCCAGGACUUGAAUUAACUUGGACUAGUUGAAGAAUUUAUCAAAUUAUCAAAAUUAAAUUAUAAGUUCUUAACUUGCCCACGACUAUGUGACCCCCUCCUGGCGCCAAAGCUGGAUCCGCCCUUGAAAUUAACCUACAGAAAACCCACUAGGUUUCUCGCCGGAUCUUAGUGGGUUGCGUUUCCGAUCCGGUGGUAGAUUCUGUGAAGCACUGCUCUUGCUAGGGUGAGUGUUAGCAACGUCGUCAGGGUUGAGCCACACGAGCUCACCUACUAAUUCUGCGAAUCUCGUAUAACCCCUCGAGGUUACUAGAAUAGGUAGGAAAAAGAAAAAGAAAAAAAACACCGCUCUGCGUAUUUUUGCCGUGAAGCAUUAAUGCGUUUUGGUAUGAAAGGUGGGGCAGCUUUUGUAAUAUAAAACUAAGACUUAGAAAUCAUGUCCCAAAUUGAGUGGCGGCAUUUACAUAGGUACUUUGUUGAUAUGUAUGGGUUCCAGUACUACGUAACACCAGGUGGACCGUAAGCUUCCAUGGGUAUGUAUGUAAGUAAAAAAAAUGUGAGCCGUCACAGGAUGCCUGGUAGAUGUGAAACAUUGAGAUUAUUUUGUAAAAGUAAUAUGCAGAAAAGAACAGAUUGUGAUAGGAACUAAAUAUGUCAUAAUGAUAAAAUAAAAUAUUACGAAAAAAUAAUUUGUUUUCAAGUAAAACACAGGUUAUGUGUACUGUAGUAAACAACACUAUACACUACGGAGUAUACACUAUAGGUAUCUGAGCUCAGUGUAGCGAGAGAGAUGGCUUAACGCUGGAUCGAGUGGGAGAGAAUCAAAAUGUUUCCCGGUAAAGUAUAGGAUUUUACUACAGUAGAAUACGAGUAGAACCUUUUUUAUUUUCCUAUUGAAUUACUUUAAUGAUUAAUUAUCGUUGUUCAUCAUUCAUUCAUUGAACAAACAAACAACAGACAGAAACAUACUUCAGUAUUUUCAUUUCUUUUCUUUUUAUAGCUUAUAUGGGUGGACGAGCUCACAGCCCACCUGGUGUUAAGUGGUAUCCGGAACCCAUAGAUAUCUAAAUCGUACCUAAAAGCCGCCACCCAUCUCGAGACAUGAGUUGUAAGGUCUCAGUUUUUACAGUAACACGGCUGGCCCACCUUUCUAAUCUAAACGCAUUACUGCUUCACGGCAGAAAUAGGUGGGGUGGUGGUACCUACCUGUGCGGACUUACAAGACGUCCUAACCCCAGUUUAUUUAUUUAUUUCAUUUUUUGUUGCUGUUCACAGGAAGACGAACACCUGAUAUUCAGUGAACUCAUAGACGUGAACGUAUUGCUCAUAAUUACCAACUGACAUGAGGUUGAUCGGUCGGAUCGGAUGCCUGGAUCUUGUCUCCAGUAUGAACCUCCGAGAUUGAACCUUCCGCAUGACACUAAAGACUUCAUUUUUGACAUGACAUCACAUGAUAAUAAUUUUUUUAGUAGCACGGACUCAGUAAUGCUGUGGGGUAUUGUAUUUCAUCGGAUAUUCCAUGAUGACCUGGAACUUGACUCAGUAAGUAUCUACAGUCGGCAUCAUUGCGCCACUUCCAGAAGGCGGCACGACUUGAGAAAUCUCUUCUCGUGGCCGCUGGAAACUACGUACCCGAUCCUGUAGACCAAAUGGUAAACAGUCGAUGUCGCCCAAAACACGUCAUUACGGAUUCUCCCGAUCGGUGCUUUUAGGUACCACAAGCACCAGUCACCGUCCUCGUCGAACCCGUCGCUUACGACGAAGGGCUCGACAAGUGAAUUACACAUAAACACAGCCCACUGAGUUUUUCGCCGGAUCUUCUCAGUGGGUUGCGUUUCCGAUCCGGUGGUAGAUUCUGCGAAGCACUGCUCUUGUUAGGGUCAGUGUUACCAUCACUUUGGCUUGAGCCCCGUGAGCUCACCUACUAGCUAAGAUUGCGCUGAAAUAGCCUCUCAAGGCUAUCAGCUUAGGUAGAGAAAAAAUCGGAUAAGACUCCAUAUGUCUAAAAUAUAUACAUGCCUAUCUAUAAACAGCGAACUUUGUAUAUGUAAACACAUAUUUCAUCAUCGCCUGGUCCUGUUGAAACAUAAUGUCGACAGUUAUUCCACGGUCAUCCAGGGAGAGAUAGCAUUCGACCUCCCCACCCUAAAAUUUGAAUUUCCCCCCUUUACUUAUUGAACGGGGAUGAGUUUGCUACAGUGGACUGUUAACUCUUCUUCAAUGACAUCGCUCACAGGAAUGUGACCUUUUCAUCAAGCCACGCUAAUUUUGACCAGUUUUAAUGAAUUAUUUGUUUUACUGGGCUUUAGCUGGUAUGGUACCGUGUCCCUUCCAAAAAUAAACCUUUUGCAAAUAUGUAUAGGUUUUGAUGCGUUUUUCUUGCGUAGGUGUAUUAUAAUCCCAAUAUUUCUAGAAUCGUCUUUAACUUUUUAACUCGCCGCAAAGAUUAUGGAGGAUUACGUUCAUGAAAGUAAGUGCGUGUGGUAAUUACAAAUUAUGUGAUUGAAUACUUUAUUAUCUUGUUUUGAUGUUAUCUACAUGUCAGCAGCAUUUAUAAAAGAGGUACAGUUUAUAGAAUCUUGAACAGUGUUGCGAAUUAUUGUAUUCGCGAGAAUGCGAUUUCAAGGCAUACUUUUAAUUUGUAUGUUCUGUUUUAGUUUCGGAGAUGCUCGAUCAUCUCCGAACGUUGAAGUGGUGAGAACACUUUUUGGUAACGACAAAGGCGCCCGUUAUUCUAAUAAUGUAAUCGAAGAUGCUGAAUUGGAUGUGCCCGACCUAAUCAGGAAAUAUGGCUAUCCCGUAGAAGUUCAUCACGUGUCCACCCCAGAUGGUUAUAUCCUGGAAAUGCAUCGUAUCCCUCAUGGACGAUAUGCGAACAACAGACCUAAUAGUAAAAAACCUGUCGUUUUCCUGAUGCACGGUCUGCUCUGUUCCUCAGCUGACUGGGUGAUGACAGGCCCUAAACUUGGACUGGGUUAUAUUCUAGCUGAAGAGGGAUAUGAUGUUUGGAUGGGUAACGCUAGAGGCAAUUAUUAUUCCCGAAGACACAUUUCUUUAAACCCAGAUAGCUUCAUUAGUACUCAAUUUUGGAAAUUUUCUUGGGACGAGAUAGGAAAUAUAGAUUUGCCCGCUAUGAUAGAUUUUUCACUGAGGAGAAGUGGACAAAAAAAAUUGCAUUAUAUUGGGCAUUCUCAGGGAUCAACUGCCUUCUUUGUGAUGACAUCAUUACGUCCGGAGUAUAACCAGAAAAUCAUAUCAAUGCAAGCGUUGGCACCUGUAGCGUACAUGGGUCACAACAAAAAUCCUUUAUUGCUAGCUAUAGCACCAUUCGCCCAUGAAUUAGUGACUUUAGCAUCAUUAAUAGGAAUUGGGGAGUUCUUGCCGAACAGUAGGGUUUUCACUUGGGCAGGACAAACCUUUUGUAAGGAUGAAGUUGUGUUUCAACCUAUAUGCAGCAACAUUCUUUUCUUGAUCGGUGGAUGGAACGAACAACAGCUCAACACGACUUUACUGCCCGUGAAAUUCGGUCACACUCCCGCUGGUGCUGCAGCAAGACAGUUGGCUCAUUAUGGUCAAGGAAUUGCCGGAAAGGAAUUCCGUCGUUACGACCACGGUAGUAGACUAGCAAACAGAAGAGCCUAUGGAACUAGCACUCCGCCAAAGUACGACUUAUCGAAAGUGACCGCACCCGUGUUCCUUCACUAUUCCGACAAUGAUCCUCUCGCCGAAAUCGAGGAUGUUGAGAUAUUGUAUAGAGAGCUCGGAAACCCAGUAGGAAUGUUCCGGGUGCCCUUGGCGACAUUCAACCAUUUAGAUUUCUUGUGGGCCAUUGACGUUAGGACUUUGUUAUACGACACUGUCAUCUAUUAUAUGAAAACAAUGAACGAGGACGCUUAAAUAGUUUUACAUUUAUGAAAUAAUUUUGUUAUUUUUAAUAAACCAUUUACCGCAUAA
Messenger RNA from Bombyx mori (domestic silkworm), 4211 nucleotides. RefSeq names its product lipase 3. Bases 2871 to 4154 code for a protein of 427 amino acids. Lineage: Eukaryota; Metazoa; Arthropoda; Insecta; Lepidoptera; Bombycidae. The transcript is spliced from 5 exons. Gene Ontology annotation, biological process: lipid metabolic process. The record is from RefSeq and is a predicted model, not a curated record. Gene Ontology annotation, molecular function: hydrolase activity, acting on ester bonds.